AUGGAUUCGUCAGAUGAAGAGUAUUUCGCUUCAUCAAGCACCAUUAACUUUUUAAUGGGAACAGGAAGAGAGUUUGCCAUUCAUCCAAUAAACCGUAACCGGAAACGCGAUGGGGAGUUUUACAGGCUAUACGAUGACCUACGUGAAUAUCCGGAGAAGUUUCGUUCAUUCACUAGAAUGGACAUGGACACUUUCGAUGUGAUUUUGAGUUUGAUUGAAAGGAAACUGAUGAAAAAUUGGACAAACUGCAAUAGAGAACCGAUUUUACCCUGUGAACGGUUGAUUAUCACUAUCAGAUUUCUAGCAACUGGAUCAUCGUUUACUACUCUCGGAUUUUCGUUUCGUAUGGGACGCUCAACGGUUGCAGCGAUAGUUACAGAAACGUGUCAGGUUUUAUGGGACACCCUCCAGCCCAUUUACAUGCCAGCACCAACCGAGCAAAUGUUCAAAUUAGUGGCGGAUGAAUAUUGGCAAAAGUGGAAUUUCCCGAACUGUAUCGGUGCGAUUGACGGCAAGCACAUCCGAAUGAGAUGCCCACCUGGUUCCGGUUCAAUGUACUACAAUUAUAAAGGGUACCAUUCAACCGUUUUGCAAGCCGUCGCAGACGCAAACAGUAAGUUCUUGAUGGUGGAAAUCGGUGGAUACGGUAAGCAGAGCGAUGCUGGAACGUUCAGCUCUUCUGAUAUGUAUCAACUUUUGAUCAAAGGAAAACUUAAUGUUCCACCAGAUGCUUUACUACCCGAUAACGAACUAACCAUGAAAAUGCCAUACGUCUUUGUUGGCGACGAAGCAUAUCCAUUGGUACGACACUUGAUCCGUCCAUACCCACGAAACCAGUUGACUACUUCACUUGCGUAUUUCAACUCAAGGUUGUCAAGAGCAAGAAAAUGCGUUGAAUGUGCGUUCGGCAUAAUGAGCUCAAAAUGGAGGAUUCUAUUGAAACCUAUUGAGACAUCACCAAAACUUGGUGAUGAUAUAGUCAAAGCGAUAUGUAUCCUUCACAACGUGAUUAUUGACCAUGAAGGAGUCAGCUUACAGCUGGAAGAGGCCGCCGAUUACAUUGGGAGGAGAACCGACAAUGUAUCAACGCCUCCUAGCAAAAUCAGUACAAAUUCUGGACGUUUUAUUCGCGACUAUUUCAAAGGAUUCAUGACCAGAAAUACACUAUAA
This is a messenger RNA of Armigeres subalbatus, 1170 nucleotides long. RefSeq lists its product as uncharacterized. NCBI's taxonomy places the organism in Eukaryota, Metazoa, Arthropoda, Insecta, Diptera, Culicidae. The transcript has 2 exons. The record is from RefSeq and is a predicted model, not a curated record. The coding region runs from base 1 to 1170 and encodes 389 amino acids.